Molecule: messenger RNA, 522 nt
Organism: Aegilops tauschii subsp. strangulata
Lineage: Eukaryota; Viridiplantae; Streptophyta; Magnoliopsida; Poales; Poaceae
Source: RefSeq, a predicted model, not a curated record
AUGAAGCGGGACGGGGAGAUCCGUGCGUGGGGGCACCUGUUUGGUUGCGGGGAUGGGUGGAUCUCGUCCACCCGGGCGGAUCCGGGCCGGAUCUCGCCGGAUCCGGCCGGAGAUGGCGACGGCGUGCCGGCGGCAAGGUGGGCGGCGCUGGAGAGGAGGGAGCAGGGGCGGCGCUCGGGCACCGGGGUGCCGGCGACGAGACGGGGCGGCGGCGGCCAUGAGCUUGGGCGGCGGAGGCCGGGGCAGAGACGAGCUUGGCGGCGAGCUCCACAGGCGGCGGCGGGCGCGGCGCGGCGGAGCACGGAGGCGGGAGGCGCACGGGAGGCUCGGGCGGCCUCGCACGGGCGUGCGCGGGUACCCGAGGCAGCGGGGCGGCGAACCGGGCCCGAAGGGCCCUGCGCGGGCCACGGCGGGCCGGCGGGUGAGGCGCGGCGGCGGGGACGGGCGACUGGUGACGUGGCGGUGCGGGAGUGGCUGAGGCGGCGGAUUGGCGACGUGGCGGGCGUUGAUUGGUCGAAGUGA